Messenger RNA from Pestalotiopsis fici W106-1, 870 nucleotides. RefSeq names its product Proteasome component PRE2. Gene Ontology annotation, molecular function: threonine-type endopeptidase activity. The record is from RefSeq and is a predicted model, not a curated record. Gene Ontology annotation, cellular component: proteasome core complex. NCBI's taxonomy places the organism in Eukaryota, Fungi, Ascomycota, Sordariomycetes, Amphisphaeriales, Sporocadaceae. The transcript has 2 exons. The coding region runs from base 1 to 870 and encodes 289 amino acids.
AUGGAUACCCUCGUAGCCCGAUACAGCCGUCCGGCUGCCUUCACGAGAGAGACGUACGCCGAAGACCACCAAGAUGAGCUCCACGAUGAUACCACUCCCAGCCUAUCUCUCAAGUUCGCCAUGCCCCCAGUAGCACAACCCUCGGCAUGGCUCCGUGCAGCAACCGAUGACCGUGCAAACCCCCAAUGCCCCAUCAAGAUUGCCCACGGUACCACCACCCUCGCCUUCCGCUUCCAGGGCGGCAUCAUUGUUGCCACAGAUUCUCGAGCCACGGCAGGCAACUGGAUUGCCUCGCAGACCGUCAAGAAGGUGAUUGAGAUCAACGAUAAGAUGCUGGGCACCAUGGCCGGAGGUGCUGCCGAUUGCCAGUACUGGCUCGCCUGGCUCGGAAUGCAGUGCCGCCUACACGAGCUACGACACAAGCGCCGCAUCUCCGUUGCCGCUGCCUCCAAGAUCCUCGCCAACCUGGUUUACCAGUACAAGGGCAUGGGCUUGUCCAUGGGUACCAUGUGCGCCGGAGUGACCAAGGAGGAGGGCCCGGCUCUCUACUACAUUGACAGCGAUGGCACGAGACUUGCAGGCAACCUGUUCUGUGUUGGUUCGGGUCAGACCUUUGCCUACGGUGUGCUGGACGCCGAGUACAGAUACGACUUGACAGACGAGGAGGCUCUGGCCCUGGGAAGCAGAAGUAUCCUGGCAGCCACCCACAGAGAUGCCUACUCUGGUGGUUUCAUCAACUUGUACCACGUCAAGGAAUCGGGCUGGGUCAAGCAUGGAUUCAACGACACAAACCCCAUCUUCUGGAACACAAAGUUGGAGAGCGGCGAGUUCAGCAAUGUAACAAGCGAUUUUGUGGGAGACCGGGUGUAA